Molecule: messenger RNA, 1615 nt
Organism: Fusarium verticillioides 7600
Lineage: Eukaryota; Fungi; Ascomycota; Sordariomycetes; Hypocreales; Nectriaceae
Exons: 2
Coding region: 443-1498 (351 amino acids)
Biological process (GO): lipid metabolic process
Molecular function (GO): phosphoric diester hydrolase activity
Source: RefSeq, a predicted model, not a curated record
ACCAGAACCUCCAUAGACUCACUCACGUUAGCCAUUCAUAUGUCCAUAACUUACCAACUUAAUUAUACUUUAACUCAUUAACCCGUCCAACUUCUAAGACUCGCUGACAUCAUCACUCGACGUCCCGAGACCAUCUUCAGUUAACUUCGAUUACCAUGGCCAUCUCACAGCACAAACCAAUUCCAUGACUGGGACAGAGUCACGAUAGCACGGUAACAGACAGUAUGCUUAACACGGCAUACCGACAUAGCAACCUGAAUAUGAAAGUGUUAACAGAUCACAAAAUUCUCCUUAAACCUUAGAAAGCAACAUAAAAAACAGCCACAAUCCAAAGUAAAAAAACAGCUUCAAUCCAAAGUAAGCGCAAAGGACACCUCUCCCUGAUACAUGGCAGGCCUAUACUUCUGUCUCAGUCGACAACCUCUCAGCGCGAUCACCAUAUAUGCAACAACUACAAGAAAACCACUGCAAGGCAAUAUACUCGUCAUCCCAAGAGCAAAACGCAACAAGAAUGGUCUCUGAAAAUGGUGUGCCUCGCCUGAGGGUUAGAAGAAACCCCUAUAUCCUUGCCUUUGGUAUGGCAGUAGCCGCUAUCAGUUCAAUUGCCCUGAUGUCCGCUGCUAUCCUUGCCACCACACCCAUGAUCUGGCCUUAUACUCCUGAAGUCCAGGCAGGCAGCCUUCACAUCAGACGUGACUCGGGGCCUGACGACCCAAUUCCUAUAGCAUGCCACUCGCAUAACGACUAUUGGAAGCCUAAGCCUUUCACCGGUGCUAUCGCGGCUGGUUGCAUUGGCAUCGAAGUAGAUGUGUGGGAGGUCCGGGAUGAUCUCAUGGUCGGCCAUGCCAAAGGCGAUCUAGCAGCCGGCAAAACUUUGACGUCCAUGUACAUUCAACCUCUAGUGAACUUACUCGGGGUUCGAAACCAAGACAGAGAUCCAGGGCUUCUACCUCGAGGUGUAUAUAACCGCGAACCCAACCAGACUGUAGCGUUGCUGGUGGACUUGAAGUCGAAUCCGGAUAAAUCAUGGCCACUGUUACUGGAGAAGCUAGAGCCGCUUCGGCAAAGGGGGUGGUUGAGCCAUGUCAGCGACGGAAAGUUUGUGUCUAGGCCCAUCACAGUCGUGGCAACUGGUAAGACCAAGUUUCGCCAGGUGAAAGAAGCCAACCCUUCACAAGACGUCUUCUUUGAUGCACCACUCAAGAGUCUAACAAAAGACCAAUACGACAAGACCAACUCAUACUAUGCCAGCACCUCGUUAAAAAAGUCGAUUGGCAGUAUUUUUAAGCCAGGGAAGCUAGAGUUGAUACGCGAUCAGAUCUCUCAAGCCCAUAGUCGAGGUCUCCUGGUUCGAUAUUGGGGCAUGCCAAUGAUGUCGCCGAUAGCCCGGAGACAAGUUGACAAGAAAUUGCUUGACGAAGGCGUCGAUGUCAUCAAUGUAGACAGUUUGCAGGAAGCAAAACGUACUUUUACUGAGAGGAGACACUCAAAUGACUGAGGCUUGUCCCCGAAGUAACUGAAGAGAGAACCGGUUUUCUAUAAACAUUGAGAUGAAUAUAAAUAUUAGAAGGAAUAAUUCAAAAUAAUUUUAAUACAACUUUGUAUUAGUAUUGCA